Molecule: messenger RNA, 1054 nt
Organism: Perkinsus marinus ATCC 50983
Lineage: Eukaryota; Perkinsozoa; Perkinsida; Perkinsidae
Exons: 8
Coding region: 1-972 (323 amino acids)
Source: RefSeq, a predicted model, not a curated record
AUGCUUCGUUCUCCUUACCCUCACACUACGAAGACGGAAGACUCCUCUCGGAAGUAUCUUCGCUUCUUCACUUCGAUCAUCUACAUUCUUGUUAUACUUGUCGUCGUCGCUGCUUGUCUGUGGAGCUGUUACCUGACUUGGACUCUCAUCGACGAUUCCCUCUAUGCCGCGCUGUCUCCUCAAGAGUUGACCCGGCUUGCUCACUCGCAAGGAGUGAAUCUUUUCAUACCAGUGAACCCCCUGGGGGUGACGAAAAUCGUCGUUAUUUGCAUGGCGGCCGUCGCUUGCGCUGCUGGUUUCAUCGGAGGUGUACAGCAUCUGUCGGCUACUAUCAGGGAAACGAAUCCGUACAAAUGUAUCCUCCCGGGGCUGUAUCUUCUUUUCCUCAUCUUCCUGGUGGUAGCCGGCGUCCUCGUCGCCGGAGCAUGCUUUGGCAUGUCACACCUAAGCAAAGCUGUGGAUGAGCAGAUCGAUCAGCAGCUCGUGAAGGCGAGCGAGGAGACAGGAGGUCUCAUAUCACCAAAUCUCAAAGAAGAUGUCGCCAAGUUCAUAACCCCGCUAGUGGCCUUUUACGAUACCUUUAAAUGCACUACGACUGAGAAGGUGGACUGUUGGUCCGCUGAGGUUGGGAAAAUCACAUGUUCGCCAGCAGCAAAUGCUCGUGCUGUGGCGGCAGCGAAUGAGGUUUGUUCACUCCCUCCUCGUCUCGAUCGUCACUUCUCUGCUAGCUCGAAUCAAUGCUCUAAUUGUUUCACCGCUCAUGGACAUACGCAGGCUGCGCAGGUGCUCUGUCUGUGCAGCUCACUGUUGCAAACAUGGAUUGAUGCUGUGAGCCCGAAGGGAAGAGGAGUAUGGGUAACAGUGGCUUUCAUUGAUGUCGUCGUCGCCGCUGUAUGUGGACUUCUUCUCAUCGUGUGGAUUAUGAGACGAUUGGCGUGUCCAGCGGCCUUACGGAAGUCUUCGGAAACUUAAUUAUUUAUGUCAAGAUCAUUCGAGCCUCUUCUGAUGUACAGAGGUUCUGUAUUUUCCCGUUUACUCAACUGAGAGAUGCAAC